GUUUCAUAAUUUUCUUACUUGACACUUCUCUUCCUCUCUCUCCAACCUCCCAACACCAUUGGCCGGAGCCACCGCUGCGAGCUCCGGCAAUGCUCUUUCCGGCGGCCAUUCUCCCGUGAAGCUACACCACUUCUGAGUCAUGGGAAUACCCUUUGAAGACCUCGUUGUGAUCCGGGAGGGGAAGAACCUCGAUGAACCCUCCGUCGUCACGGUCAAUUGCCCCGACAAAGCUGGCCUUGGCUGUGAUCUUUGCAGAAUCAUCCUCGAGUUCGGUCUUCGCGUUACCAGAGCUGAUGUUUCAACGGAUGGAAGAUGGUGUUACAUCGUGUAUUGGGUUGUUCCACAUCCUGCAUCUCUCAAAGUUGAUUGGGAAAGCUUGAAGACACGGUUACUUUCAGCGUGCCCUUCCUGUUUGUUUUCCUAUUACUUCAAUCAACAGUCUACCACUCCUUCACCGCCUCCAAUUUACGUUUUGAAGGUUUGGUGUAUUGAUCAGAAAGGAUUACUACAUGAUAUUAAUGAAAUCCUUUGCAACCUUCAACUUAUUAUUCAGAGAGUGAAAGCGAUGCCAACCCCAGAUGGAAGGGUCCUAGACUUGUUCUUUAUCACAGAUGGAAUGGAAUUGUUGCAUACAAAAAAGAGGCAAGACUACGUAUGUGAAUAUCUGAUGGAUGCUUUAGGAGAGAGGUGUAUCUCCAGUGAACUUCAGUUGGCCGGGCCUGAAUAUGGACAGAUUCAGGGGUUUUCUUCUCUUCCACCAGCGUUUAGUGAAGAAUUAUUUGGUUCUGAGUUAUUAGACAAGGUGUAUAUGCAUCCGCUCAGUAAAGAUAUGACAACAUUGAAAAAACCAACUGUUAUGGUGGACAAUUCAUUGAGCCCAGUUCAUACCUUGCUUCAGAUACAGUGUGUUGAUCAGAAGGGCUUGUGUUAUGACAUUAUGAGGAUUUCUAAGGACUCUGAUAUUAAGGUUGCUUAUGCUCGGUUCUCUUCUAGUGUGAAAGGCUUUCAAAACAUUGACUUAUUUGUCCAGCAAAAUGAUGGGAAAAAGAUCAUAGAUCCUGAACUCCAGAAAACUUUGUGUUCUUGCUUGAAAGAAGAGAUGCUCCAUCCAUUGCGGGUGAUUAUAGUGAAUCGUGGUCCAGAUACAGAGCUACUGGUUGCUAACCCUGUGGAGCUGUCUGGAAAGGGAAGGCCCCGUGUGUUCUAUGAUGUUACAUUGGCCUUAAAAGCAUUGGGAGUAUUCGUUUUCUCGGCUGAAGUUGUGAGGCAUUCAACACAAGAACGCCAGUGGGAAGUGUACAGGUUUUUGUUGGAUGAAAGCCAUGGAUUUCCAUUGACCAGCAGCAAAGCUAGAAGUCAGAUUGUGGACAAAGUUAGAAGAACAUUGAUGGGGUGGUAAAUGGUAAUCUGGUUCAGCUCCUAUCAGAUACAAAGCACUGUUUUGAGUGUUUGUGUGGUGUGCCUUUUGAUGCCUUCCACCAUCUCAACUUGACUUACCAGUUGAAUUUGGUUUAGAUAGUAGUUAUCCUAAAGGACAAUUAUAUAAUUUUGGCAUUGUAGAUUACCAUGUUUCUUUUCUCUGGUUUUAGUGAUAAAAUUUCUCUAUAUUGGUUUUCUGGACAA
Lotus japonicus is the source of this 1623-nucleotide messenger RNA. RefSeq names its product ACT domain-containing protein ACR9. The record is from RefSeq and is a predicted model, not a curated record. The transcript has 6 exons. The coding region runs from base 140 to 1399 and encodes 419 amino acids. NCBI's taxonomy places the organism in Eukaryota, Viridiplantae, Streptophyta, Magnoliopsida, Fabales, Fabaceae.